UGUCACCACUUUUCUCUGACAUUCCUGUGCAGAGUGGAGAGGCAGUGAGCGCGGCUGCAGAGACAGAACCGCAAAUGCAACUCAGAACUUCAUUAGAAAAAGUUUGACUUUUAAAAAAAGCCUUUUUCCUUUCAGGUUGCAGCUUGUUUCUCCAUCUAUUACCUCGUUGCGGUGUUUCCUCACUAGGAAAUUCCAAUUUUGGGAAUUCUGCCUGCAAGUCAGCUGGGAAGUGUUACAUUUUAACAAGGGAUUCCUGGAGAAGCAUCCUCUUGUAUCCAGUCCCAGUUUCCUCCUGUUCUCCUCUCCAUCUGCCUCCCUGGUGAAGGACUUUAAACUUUGGACUGUGGAGUUUUGGAAUACUUUAGAGAGGCAAAAAAAGAACAAGGGCAUAGUGUUGCAACAGCACACAAAGAGACCCUGGCUCCUGUAAAGAUGGCUGACGUGAUGCAGCCAGACCCCAACAGCCUGCAGAUACCCGGUGAUGAUUUAUCAGCCCCUUCGUCGCCUGCUACAGCUCGAAAUGACUGCAGCAUCACACCCCUCACACCCUCGCCCUCACCGAGGGUGGAGGCCAGACCCAGGAUGUCCUGUCCAUUCUCUGUUGUCGUUGCCAUAGACUUUGGGACGACCUCCAGCGGCUAUGCGUUCAGCUUCACACAGGACUCAGAAGCCAUACACAUGAUGAAGCGCUGGGAGGGCGGCGACCCCGGAGUAGCCAAUCAAAAGAGCCCGACGUGUCUGCUGCUGACUCCUGAUUUGCGGUUCCACAGUUUUGGGUUUGCGGCCCGGGACUUCUACCAUGACCUGGACCCAGAGGAGGCCCGACACUGGCUCUACUUCGAUAAGUUCAAGAUGAAGAUUCACAGCACAAGUGACCUCACCAUGGAGACAGAGCUGGAGGCGGUCAACGGUCGGACUGUCAGGGCCAUCGAGGUGUUUGCUCACGCCCUGCGCUUCUUCAGGGAACAUGCUCUAAAGGAGGUGAAGGACCAGUCGUCAUCAGUGCUGGAGGGAGAGGAGAUCAGAUGGGUAAUCACCGUCCCCGCUGUGUGGAGACAACCUGCCAAACAGUUCAUGAGAGAGGCUGCAUACCUGGCUGGUCUGGUGUCUCCUGACUGUCCUGAGCAGCUCCUCAUUGCUCUGGAACCUGAAGCUGCGUCCAUUUACUGCCGUAAGCUCCGCCUCCACCAGGUGCUAGACCUGAGCUUGCAGCCAAUCACAAAUGGCUUUGAUCCGGAGGGGUCCAGGCCCUUCGACUCCAGCUUCAGACAAGCGAGGGAGCAGCUGAGACGAUCCAGACACAGCAGGACCUUCCUGGUGGAGAGUGGAACUGGAGAGCUGUGGUCGGAGCUACAGACUGGUGACAGGUAUAUUGUUGCAGAUUGUGGUGGAGGGACAGUUGACCUGACAGUCCAUCAGAUUGAGCAGCCACAGGGAACGCUUAAAGAGCUCUACAAGGCUUCAGGUGGUCCGUACGGUGCUGUCGGAGUAGACCUGGCCUUCGAAGCCAUGUUGUGCCAGAUCUUCGGUGAGGACUUCAUCCAAAGCUUCAAAGCUAAACGGCCAGCAGCCUGGGUGGACCUCACUAUCGCGUUCGAGGCAAGGAAACGGACAGCGGCGCCAGGCAGGGCCAACGCCCUCAACAUCUCCCUGCCUUUCUCUUUCAUCGACUACUACAAGAGACACAGGGGCCAGAGUGUGGAGGCCGCACUGAGGAGGAGCAAUAUGAACAUAGUGAAGUGGUCAUCCCAGGGGAUGCUGCGGCUGACACAGGAAGCCAUGAACGAGCUCUUCCAGCCCACCAUCGUCAAUAUUGUCAAACACAUUGAGGAGCUGAUGGCAAAGCCAGAGGUGCGUGGUGUGCGUUUCCUCUUCCUGGUCGGCGGUUUUGCAGAGUCACCCAUGCUGCAGAAAGCAGUCCAGAGAGCACUGGGGCGGACAUGCCGCAUCAUCAUCCCCCAUGAUGUAGGACUGACCAUACUGAAGGGUGCCGUGCUCUUCGGGCUGGAUCCCACUGUGGUCAGAGUGCGUCGAUGCCCACUGAUCUACGGCGUUGGCGUCCUGAACCGGUUCGUAGAGGGGCGCCACCCUCGUGAAAAACUACUCAUCAAGGACGGUCGCGAGUGGUGCACCGACAUCCUCGACCGCUUCGUCUGCGUCGACCAGUCAGUGGCUCUGGGCGAGGUCGUGAGGCGGAGCUACACGCCUGCUCGUCUGGGCCAGAGAAAGAUCAUCAUCAACAUCUACUGCAGUGCGACGGACGACGUCACGUACAUAUCCGACCCUGGAGUCAGGAAGUGCGGGACGAUAACUUUGGACCUACCAGAACCAGUACUGGGAGCGGUGGGAGGAGCAGCAGGAGCAGGAGGAGGAGGAGGAGGCCCAGAGAGAAGAGAGAUCAGAGCGACAAUGCAGUUUGGAGACACGGAGAUCAAAGUCACAGCUGUUGACGUCAUGUCUAACCGCACCGUCCGGGCUUCCAUAGACUUCCUGUCCAACUGAGGAGGAGCAGGAAGUGGAGACGAGGAUUGGAAAACAGAAGAAAAAAAUAUGGAUUCUUGGGAUGACAAAAAAAAAACGGUACUUUGGGAGUGGGCGACAUGGUUUUUUUUGGACUUUGCAUUCUAAGAAGAAACUCACAUCCUGUAAUUCAGACAUUUAGACUUUACAUCCACUCACCAGAGUAGAAAAAGUGCCAGCAUCUCAAGUAUAGGGUGAAGCGCCCUCUACCGUAUGUAUAAGAAAAGUGGAGUUUUUUAAUCUCACACCAAAUAAUGCUGUCACAGGCAUUUCCUGUCCAGAAAAUAUUCAGAGGAACACUUGUAUGAACUCUGUAAAAGCUAAUGCAAGCUGGUGUCUGAGUACACAUCCCUGCUGCACGGAAACCUACAAAUACAACCUGUCUGAGGUGUAUUUGAACUUUGGCAUUAUACUACCUAGAGUGAAACUCACUCAUCUUUAUUACUAAUUAUAAAGACUGUUGCCUUUUCCCUCAUAUAAUGAAUUAAACAGGGAUAUCUCACAGGUUCUGGUCUUAUACCUCAUUUAACGUUCACUCUACAUAUAUGAAAUAUUGAUACAACUACCUGGACUGCAGCUUUGUUUCUCUAAUGUUACUGUGAUUGUGCGUGCCCUAGUGGUGAAAAGACUGAACUACAAGCUGAAAAUCAUAUGGGACCUUAAAAGCACCUGGGAUGCAACAAACAUCCCUGAGUAGGAAGGACUGUGGCAUUAUUGCAGACUCUUCAUGUUCUAAUCACAUUCAGGUGUAGGGUUUUAUAUCUGUAGUGUUUAACACUUCAGGCUAUUUUUCUCUUUGAGAAUCAAAAAAAGAGCUGUAUCUGUGCAAGUUUCAAGGUUUUUUUCCACUAUUUGUACACAAAAAUGGGAAAUUCAAUCCAACCUGAUCCACUGGGAGCCCCAUAAUUUAAGCAGAAAUCAAGCUUUCAACUCAAAAUCCACUUACAAGCCUUUCCAGUUGCUCUCAAUCACAUCUCUUGGCCUUUCUCAGCAGACAAAGUGUAAUCAGUAGUCUUAAAAUGUGACUUACAAGUUCCAUACAAAAAGCUACAAAAGAAAUUCCGCUAACUGAGGAAGACAGCCAUGAAAAAAAAUCUAGGAGAGAAGCUCUUUUUUGUUGUCAAGGGGCUGUAUUUUUCUAAAUAUAAGUGAGCUCCUGCAGGGGUCUUAUAUUUCCCACCUUAAAGGUUAAGUGUGUGAGAUUUUGAACAUUAAUAUAGUAGCAAAUAACUAUUUGCUUUAUAAAGAUAUAGUAAUGGUGUCCUGAUAAAAUGAAGUCACGCUCCCUUUGUGCAUUGUAAUCUGAGCUGUCACUACCUGAUCUACACCGUGAACCCAAUCUGUUCAGGCUCUAUCUUAUGACCAAUGGGCUUUCCUGACCCCAACCACUGGAGGUCAGUGUCUGAUGUCAACCAUGUACACACAUGUAGAACAAAUCAGGUUGUUGGUACAGAUCAGGCAGCAACCCAAACUUCUCUGUUCAUUGUUUUGGCCUGAGGUGUGUCUGGUUGAUCUGAAUGUCAUUUAUAGAACCUUUAGACAGAAUGUCUUGUCACGUCUUGAUGUUUUGUAUGCUGUAAUAAUAAACUGUACACAUGUUUAAGUAAACAGAUUAAGAAUCACUGUACCAUGUUCAACAUGCCGACCCUACUGCAAGUUAUUCUCCGUUCCAUUUUCAACCAACUGUGUAGAUUACAAACUGAUACAAAGCAUCAUCCAUCACUAUCCUAAUUUAUACUGUUUCUUCUACUUUUCCUAUUUACAGACUACUAAUACACUCUCAGCAAACUUUUGUUGGAAAUAUCCACUUUGAACAAUUAUAUAAAAUAACACACCAAUAGUCAACAGUUAGAUUUCAGCUGUGAAUUUAUUGAUUAGAAUGGUCCAAUAAAUAGUUUCACACAGCCUCACCAAUGAAUGGUUCAGAACUGCUUAACAUCCUAUCAGUGCUUUACUUCCCAUGUUACAUGUCACAAAACCAGAUUAGAAAUGAUGGAACGGCUGCUUCAGGUCAGAGGAAAAGCUGACUUUGAGAGAACAGGAGUGUUUGGCUCAAAACCAAGGGGGAUUUAUGUCUUUCUUCUUGUAUUUCAAUA
This is a messenger RNA of Centropristis striata (black sea bass), 4616 nucleotides long. RefSeq names its product heat shock protein 12B (gene hspa12b). Bases 433 to 2502 code for a protein of 689 amino acids. NCBI's taxonomy places the organism in Eukaryota, Metazoa, Chordata, Actinopteri, Perciformes, Serranidae. The transcript has 14 exons. The record is from RefSeq and is a predicted model, not a curated record.